Molecule: messenger RNA, 816 nt
Organism: Mercurialis annua (annual mercury)
Lineage: Eukaryota; Viridiplantae; Streptophyta; Magnoliopsida; Malpighiales; Euphorbiaceae
Exons: 5
Coding region: 1-816 (271 amino acids)
Source: RefSeq, a predicted model, not a curated record
AUGGCGCUUUCUAACAGCCGAGCAGAGGGAGUUCUACUUCCAGGAGUUCCAGAAAGAGUUCUGUUGGGAUACCAACCGCUACAAAGACAACAUCCACAGAAUGAGGAGGACGCAACAGAAGCAUAUUUCUGUGACCCAGGACAUCUGGGAUGCUUGGAACGCGUUCUGAACUCAGAGAAAGAGAAGAAAAGGUCAGAAACCGCCCGAGCAAAUCGGAUGAGCGAGCCAGCGGGCGCCGGUUCUGGACCUGUCCGCCAUACUGGUGGAUCUCGCUCUGCUCUGAAGCAUAUGGAUGUGAUGGAAAGGGAGCUUGGCCGGAAACCGAGUGCGACGGAGUUGUACACUCGCCUUCACUGCACGAAGGCUGACAAGAAGCCGGUCGACAAACGGGCUCAGGAUAUGACUGACGCCAUCACUGAGAGACUUGCUGCUGCGACACAGCCUCAGACCGGAGAGGGUAGCUCCUCGAGCCCAGCUGCAGUGGACGAGACCCAGGUGUUUCUAGACAUCGAGGGCAUCAACAAGAAGAAACGCGUGUACGGGUUGGGUUCUGCGAGCAGCAGGUACGCCGGGCCAAGCAGCAGGGUGCAGCGAGUCAGCUCUUCUAGGACGUCGCAGCAGGCAGACGAGGAGGUCGAGCGCCGUGUGCAGGCCGGCAUUCAGGAGGGUCUGCGACUGGCUCGGGAACAGCAGGCUGCGAACAUGGCCCAGAUGAUACGCGAGGAGAUUGCCAGGAUGAUUCCUAACCUUCCGGCAGAGUAUCGGCCACAGCGCCCACCUACCCCACCAAACGAUGACGACACACCAGCUUUGUAG